CACCUGAGCUCAUCUCCGAGCCUUUAGACCUCUCACCAUGGUUCACUUCACAGCUGAGGAGAAGGCGGCUAUCACAAGCAUUUGGAAUAAAGUGGAUUUAGAAAAGGCUGGAGGAGAAACCCUGGGAAGGCUCCUGAUUGUCUACCCAUGGACUCAGAGGUUCUUUGACAAGUUUGGAAACCUCUCUUCUGCUCAAGCCAUCAUGGGCAACCCCAGGAUCAGAGCCCACGGCAAGAAAGUGCUCACGUCCCUGGGCUUGGCCGUUAAGAACAUGGACAACCUCAAGGAGGCCUUUGCUCCUCUGAGUGAGCUGCACUGUGACAAGCUUCAUGUGGACCCUGAGAACUUCAAGCUCCUGGGUAACGUGCUGGUGAUUGUUCUCUCCUCUUACUUCGGCAAGGAAUUCACAGCAGAGGUGCAGGCUGCCUGGCAGAAGCUGGUGGCUGGGGUAGCCAAUGCUCUGUCCCACAAGUACCACUGACCUCCUUCCCUGAUGGCUACCUUUCUGUGUCCCCCCUAGCCACAUCCUACACAAGGUCACUCACUGUGCUGGCAUCUGAAAGCAGAGCUUCUGCUUAAUAAAGUUCAUUCUCUUCAGUAA
Messenger RNA from Acomys russatus (golden spiny mouse), 601 nucleotides. RefSeq names its product hemoglobin subunit beta-H0. The record is from RefSeq and is a predicted model, not a curated record. Gene Ontology annotation, biological process: hydrogen peroxide catabolic process; oxygen transport. Lineage: Eukaryota; Metazoa; Chordata; Mammalia; Rodentia; Muridae. Gene Ontology annotation, molecular function: peroxidase activity; oxygen carrier activity; haptoglobin binding. The transcript has 3 exons. Gene Ontology annotation, cellular component: haptoglobin-hemoglobin complex; hemoglobin complex; blood microparticle. Bases 38 to 481 code for a protein of 147 amino acids.